Messenger RNA from Anoplophora glabripennis (Asian longhorned beetle), 2597 nucleotides. RefSeq names its product ABC transporter G family member 20 (gene osy). Gene Ontology annotation, molecular function: ATP hydrolysis activity; ABC-type transporter activity; ATP binding. The coding region runs from base 205 to 2490 and encodes 761 amino acids. The transcript is spliced from 12 exons. The record is from RefSeq and is a predicted model, not a curated record. NCBI's taxonomy places the organism in Eukaryota, Metazoa, Arthropoda, Insecta, Coleoptera, Cerambycidae. Gene Ontology annotation, cellular component: membrane.
CUCGUCGCGCCGGUCGUUUAGUCAAGGUAGGAUCUUCCCCACCGUUGAAGGCGGUUUCUGGCUAAAAAUUCGGAAUUGCUUCACAAUAACACGCGAAUCACUCAAAGGUGAGCAAAUGCUAAAAAGUUCCAUGUGAGUGUACUGUGAGUGAUCUCGUAUUGGAGAUUUUAUUGUUGUGUGUUAAAGGCCGUAUACAUCGUCAUCAUGACAGAGGGUCCCAACGACCUAGAACUGCGAAGAAGGCAGUUCAAGGCUCAAAUGUCCACGGUACACUCGCGAAAACAACAGGCAGUAUGUGUACGAAGGGCGUGCAAAAGGUACGGCACGAAGAGCAAUCCAUACGUUAUCCUAGAUGGGCUCAACAUGACAGUACCCAAAGGAUGCAUAUAUGGGCUGUUAGGUGCUAGUGGCUGUGGAAAGACUACAUUAUUGCACUGUAUAGUAGGAAGAAAAAGAUUAAAUUCGGGGGAAAUAUGGGUUCUGGGUGGAAGACCAGGAUCUAGGGGAAGCGGUGUACCUGGACCAAGAGUCGGAUAUAUGCCACAGGAAGUCGCCCUGUACGGAGAAUUCACCAUCCGGGAGACCCUUAAGUACUUCGGAUGGAUUUCGAACAUGACCACGGAGCAGGUGGAGUCCAAAGUGGACUUCUUCAUCAAAUUCUUGAUGUUGCCGGACGCUGACCGUCAGGUCAAAAACCUCAGCGGCGGUCAGCAGAGGAGGGUAUCUCUGGCCGCCACGUUACUCCACGAACCGGAGCUGCUGAUCCUGGACGAGCCCACCGUGGGGGUGGAUCCACUUCUGCGGAAUAACAUUUGGAGCCACCUGGUGGAGAUAACUAAGCACGGGAGGACGACGGUUAUUAUCACAACGCAUUACAUCGACGAGACUAGGCAGGCACAUUUGAUCGGUUUAAUGCGGGGCGGAUACUUUUUGGCGGAAGAAUCUCCAGAACGACUCAUAUCUCAAUUUGGAGCUGAAAGCUUGGAAGACGUCUUCCUCAAACUCAGCGUUAUCCAGAACAUGGGCAAGCGCCGCAGAUCCAGCAUCCUCCAGAGCGUCACGGACACCAUCCAGGUGCCCGCCUUAUCUGUAGGUGCUGUCAAUGAAGCUGCCGUCUUAGACGAUGAGGUCGGUGAAAUAUCUGGAGAAUUCGGAGACAACGUAUCUAUGUCGAGUAGAACAGGUAGAGUGUCAAUAGCUCCAGAACCAAACGCUGCGGUGCCUCCAGAGUUACCUCCUGAAGAUGAACCAGAGACGUCUUUCAAGGACUAUCUGAAAAUCGUUAAAAAGAACCACAUGCGGGCAUUGAUAUGGAAAAAUUUUCUUUGGAUGUGGAGGAAUAUCCCCAUCAUGAUGUUUAUCAUAGGUCUACCAGUUGGUCAAAUUAUACUUUUCUGUUGGUCUAUCGGACAUGAUCCCCUAGGAAUAAAACUAUCAGUAGUUAACAACGAGAUUGACUACCCUAACGAGUUCUGCCAUGAAAACCUUGGAUGUAACAGUACAAGACUGAGUUGUAUAUAUCUUGACUACGUCACGCAAAAUUACUCUUUGGAUGUGAAAUACUACCAGACCGAGGCAGAGGCUAGAAACACUGUGGAAAAGGGUAAUUCCUGGGCUAUGAUGGUUGUUCCUCAUAACUUUUCCGAUUCGCUUCGGUCGAGAUUAGACAACGGAAGAGACGUGCCUCAAUGGGACCUUGUUACUUCAACCAUCGGCAUCUAUGCAGAUAAAUCUAAUGAGAACAUAGCAACUUUCCUCACCAGAGACUUACUGUUUGGUUUCGAAAGCUUCUUCUCAAAGUUUCUUACAUCCUGUGACAUUGACUCUAAAAUUGCCAGCUUACCGAUAAGGUGGGAAAAACCACUCUACGGUUACGAAAAUCCAGACUUCACCGAUUUCGCUGCCCCAGGUGUUAUCCUAACGAUCAUAUUUUUCAUGGCUGUGGCUUUGACUUCUGGCGCCAUGUUGAUGGAAAGGAACGAGGGGAUCCUAGAACGCAGUCUUGUGAAUGGCAUCAAUGGUACCGAGAUCCUCUUCUCCCAGGUCAUCACACAAUUUGUAGUUAUGUUGGGACAGACCAUCAUGGUCCUACUCUUCGCUUUCGUCAUUUUCCAGCUGACUCAAGAAGGCAGCUGGGUGCUGGUGUUUAUCCUCACGCUCUUGGCAGGAAUUUGCGGAAUGUGUUUCGGAUUCGUAGUAUCUUGUGUGUGCGACAACGAGCGGUCCGCAACGUACUUGGCUUUGGGUAGUUUCCUGCCAAUAGUCAUGCUCUGUGGGAUAAUCUGGCCCAUCGAGGCCAUGAACGACUACUUGAGGUUCGUCUCCUACGUCUUGCCGCUCACUCAGGCAACAGACAGCUUACGUUGCAUCUUGGCAAGGGGCUGGAGCAUCAGCAACCCCGUGGUUUACAACGGAUUCAUAUCCCUUUUGGUUUGGAACGCGGUGUUCCUCGCUAUUAGUAUAUUGAUACUUAAGUUCAAGAAGGGUUAAGCUUAGUUUAAGUAAUUGUGAUUUUUAGUUGUGGUAAGGACUUUUAAUGGCUUUCUGGAUGAACAAAUUUUUUAUAUGCAAUGUUGUUCAAUAAAUUAUUAAAAUUU